Andrographis paniculata is the source of this 947-nucleotide messenger RNA. RefSeq names its product probable NAD(P)H dehydrogenase (quinone) FQR1-like 1. NCBI's taxonomy places the organism in Eukaryota, Viridiplantae, Streptophyta, Magnoliopsida, Lamiales, Acanthaceae. Gene Ontology annotation, molecular function: FMN binding; NAD(P)H dehydrogenase (quinone) activity. The transcript is spliced from 4 exons. The record is from RefSeq and is a predicted model, not a curated record. The coding region runs from base 198 to 812 and encodes 204 amino acids.
UUAAUAUAAUUCCCCAAUGCAUGAUAUACAUUCCUAUAUUUGACACAUAUUCGUUUAUUAGUAACACAAAUAAAUAAUACAUACAGAGUUUGGGCUAUUAAGAAAUAAUCAACAUUUCCGACUAUAUAUACACACACGCAUACACAGAUAACACAGGCGUCUUCUUCCUUCGUUCAGAUCAGAGUUUUCCGACAGAAAUGGCGACCAAAGUUUACGUUGUUUAUUAUUCGACGUACGGACAUGUGGAGAAGCUUGCGCAGGAGAUCAAGAAAGGGGCCGAUUCGGUGGAAGGAGUGGAGGCUCAGUUGUGGCAGGUGCCGGAAACUCUGCCGGAAGAUGUUCUCGCCAAGUUAGGCGCUCCGGCGAAGAGCGACGCGCCGGUGAUCACUCCCGAUCAGCUUGCCGAGGCCGACGGAUUCAUAUUCGGCUUUCCGACUAGAUUCGGCAUGAUGGCUGCGCAGUUCAAGGCGUUCCUCGACGCCACCGGCGGGCUGUGGAGGACUCAGGCCCUCGCCGGAAAACCCGCCGGAAUAUUCUACAGCACCGGUUCCCAAGGCGGCGGCCAAGAAACCACACCGUUGACUGCCGUGACUCAGUUGGCUCACCACGGCAUGAUAUUUGUGCCGAUCGGGUACACAUUUGGGGCCGGAAUGUUCGAGAUGGAGAAGAUAAAGGGAGGGAGUCCUUACGGCGCGGGAACCUUCGCCGAAGAUGGAUCGCGGCAGCCUUCCGAGCUCGAAUUAGGGCAAGCUUUUCAUCAGGGAAAGUAUAUUGCAGGCAUUGCCAAGAAGCUCAAAUCACCUGCUGCCUGAAUCCAAAUGCCAUACUUAAUUUAUCCCAAUUUCGAUCGGUUUAACGUUGUUUGACAAAGAAGAUUAUUUGUUUUUUCAUUUCAAUAAUGGACAAGAAUUCCUUUCAUUUCGUAAUUUUAUGUUCACCACAAAAAU